Molecule: messenger RNA, 1812 nt
Organism: Eutrema salsugineum
Lineage: Eukaryota; Viridiplantae; Streptophyta; Magnoliopsida; Brassicales; Brassicaceae
Product: aspartate--tRNA ligase 2, cytoplasmic
Biological process (GO): aspartyl-tRNA aminoacylation
Cellular component (GO): cytoplasm; cytosol; aminoacyl-tRNA synthetase multienzyme complex
Molecular function (GO): RNA binding; ATP binding; aspartate-tRNA ligase activity
Source: RefSeq, a predicted model, not a curated record
AUGUCGUUGGAGCGGGAAAAUAUGUCGUCAACCACCAACGCGCCGGAGGAGAAGAUCAGCAAGGAAGCGGCAAAGAAGGAAGCCGCGAAAUUGGAGAAGUUGCACCGAAAACAGGAAAAAGAAGAAGAAUCCGCCCGUAAGAUUGCUUCUCUUCUAUCCCUGGACGAUGAAUCGUUUUCCGAGAACGAGAACUAUGGCGGCGACGUGACUCUUACCGAGUUGAAUUCGCCGGCGGAUCAUAAAUGGAGAGAGGCUACUGAGGGAAAGAAGUGGACCGAUGUGGGGGAUUUGGUGGAAGAGAUGGUUGGAUUAGAGGUUCUGAUCAGAGGCCGAUUGGAAACGUAUCGCCAUAAAUCUAGCAAACUGGGAUUUCUGAUGUUGAGGCAAAGUGGAUUCAAGGUCCAAUGCGUGGCUACACAAUCGGAGGAGACCAAAGUGAGCGUCAACAUGAUUAAAUUCCUCAAGCAGCUUAGUAGCGAGUCCUUUGUCAAUGUCAUCGGUGUCGUCCUUCUCCCCAAGGACCCUGUGACAGCAUCCACGCAGCAGGUCGAAAUUCAAGUGAGAAAAGCCUACUGCGUCAACAAUGCCUUGCCACAGUUACCACUUAUCGUGGAGAAUGCUGCCCGAAGUGAAGCUGAUGUUAAGGCUGGGAAAGCUGGUGCCGAUCGGGAUACACAUUUGAAUUAUAGGGUGAUCGACCUCAGAACACCGGCUAAUCAAGCCAUCUUCCGCAUUGAGAUGCAAGUCAAAAAAGCGUUCAGAGAAUUUUUAGAAUCCAAGGGGUUUAUUGAAAUCGACACACCGAAAUUGAUCGCUGGUAGUAGCGAAGGUGGUUCUGCGGUAUUUAGGUUGGACUACAAAGGACAGCCUGCUUGUCUGGCUCAAUCUCCCCAGCUUCAUAAGCAGAUGGCAAUAUUGGGUGACUUUCGACGCGUCUUCGAGAAUCAUGUUUACAGAGCAGAAGACUCCUUCACUCAUAGACACCUGUGUGAAUUCGUUGGUCUUGAUGUGGAGAUGGAGAUUCAAACGCACUAUUCUGAGAUUAUGGAUCUUGUUGAUGAGCUGUUUGUCUUCAUAUUCACUAAAUUGAACGAGAGGUGCAAUAAGGAACUAGAAGCUGUCAGAAAGCAAUACCCAUUUGUACCUUUGAAGUUUCUUCCAAAAACAUUGAGGCUAACUUUUGCAGAAGGGAUUCAAAUGCUUAAGGAUGCUGGCGUGGAGAUUAAUCCUCUUGGAGAUCUAAAUACAGAAUCCGAGAGAAAGCUUGGCCAGCUCGUUUUGGAAAAGUACAACACAGAGUUCUACAUGCUGCAUCGCUACCCUACUGCAGUUAGGCCAUUCUACACUAUGCCAUCUGGAGACGAUUCUCGCUACAGCAACUCAUUUGAUGCCUUCAUAAGAGGUGAGGAGAUCAUAUCAGGAGCCCAACGUGUUCAUAUCCCAGAAUUCUUGGAGGAACGAGCAGGAGAAUGUGGCAUUGAUGUGAAGACCUUAAAAUAAUACAUCGAUCAAUUCAAGUACGGUUCACCUCCUCACGGUGGAUUCGGAGCGGGGCUGGAGCGAGUGGUAAUGCUCUUUUGUGCCCUCAAUAACAUCCGCAAAACAUCGCUCUUCCCUCGUGACCCUCAAAGGCUUGCUCCCUAAUCCGAUCUGUUCAACUCAAAGCUAAAGCAUGGAUAAUUCACCAGACUUCGCAGAUCUUUCUCAUGAAUAUUUUUCGAGAGUUUAAGGGAUUUUAUUGUCUUUGCCUGAUUCUUGCCCUUUAGUGCAAGUGAAUCUUGAUUUUACUUAUGUGUAUUUCACAUUACCGAG